This is a messenger RNA of Rubroshorea leprosula, 993 nucleotides long. The record is from the annotation of a GenBank genome assembly. NCBI's taxonomy places the organism in Eukaryota, Viridiplantae, Streptophyta, Magnoliopsida, Malvales, Dipterocarpaceae.
AUUUGCUUUCUCCCAAUAUGUCCAGAACCUGUUUGAUAUCAUUACCCAAUGAGCCAAGUUAGCAGACCCCCUUGGAGGUCCGUUGUGAAAAGGGUCAUUCAAUUCACAUUCACCGUUGCAUGUGAAGAACCUAGAAGCUCAACUGCAUUUAGAAACUUGAAACAGACAACAAUUGUUUUGCCUCCUACUCCUAGGAACAUCUGGUCCUACUCCUUUAGACUUAUGUGACCAUUAAAUGUUUGUGUUUGUCCUUUGUUGCCUGUCUUGGAACUCUGCGUUUUCACUACAUGCCCACUGAAGGGGGGCCUCUGUAAAAGGUAACUCUGCUAAGCUUUUUCUCUCUUGACAUGAUGCCCCCUACAGGGCAUGGACAGCUUUAAUGGCACUGGUACGUUCUUCUACUAUUAUUUUUUGCUUUUGCGUUUUCAAUCAAUCGAUACAUUCUGUUAAUGAUUAUUUUCAAUUUGGACAUGUUUCCCUGCACACCAGUUUGAGGAUAUCUUAAUCUUACGUCCUUUUAAUUCAUCAAUUCUAAAAUUCCCUGGUUGCACUGGAAAAGUUGAAAGAUUUUCACAAAAGCAAAAUGAUUUUCACUUUCUUGGUGCACAUACAGUUUGAGAAUCAUAUCUGUAAUCAUUUGUCUACAUCCUUUCCAUUGAUACAUUUCCAUACACUAUUGACUAUUCUUUCUCCCCGAUUUGCUUGGCUGAUGUAUUCUUUUUCCUUAUAAAACUCAAAAAUCUAGUGAGAUUUUAGAGUAUAAAACUUUGGCCGGAUUGAUUAUAACUAAUACAGUUUCAGAAAUCAUUUGCUGUUCAAUUCAGUCCAGUGGAUGGUCUGCCAAGCAUUUUGCUUUGAUUAUACUGGCUAACAACUUUUUCAGAUUCCUUCUGGGAAUCUUUUGGGAUUUGGGAUUUGAUUCUUUGUGAAGUUGAUAUUUACAUAGCAUUUUUAGCCAUUUUAGUGAAAUCGAAAUGAAGGUAUCUGUCCACU